This is a messenger RNA of Xyrichtys novacula (pearly razorfish), 8728 nucleotides long. NCBI's taxonomy places the organism in Eukaryota, Metazoa, Chordata, Actinopteri, Labriformes, Labridae. The record is from the annotation of a GenBank genome assembly.
AAGUCUAAGACACGUGAUGAGGUGUGAAAAGUAAACAUUGCUUCACCUCCGUUCAGUUAUUUACCCUGAGGGACAGUUUGGGCUAAUUGGAGCACGCCCACUUUCACCACGUGGUCUUUGCUUAACAUCAACAUUGGCUGCAGGGAAACAUCUUAAAAAGGUCUGAAGAAGAUACUCCGGCAGAUAAACUACAGCUGUCUGAGCCCCAGAGCUGUCCAUCCAGCGAGAGAGAACCAGAGGCGGCGUGACAACUCAGUCUGAGCGAGCGGGAGACCAAGGUAGAGACCACCACCACCAACCUGUGAGGCAGGUGUUAGUACCCGAGCAGCUAGCUUGUUAGCAAACAGUGAAUCUAGAGGGAAAAUGAACGGCCAACUGAACGGUUUCCACAACAGUCCGCUUUUUGACGAAGACUGCUUCCUCUUCACCUCUGAAUCGGUCGGCGAAGGACACCCAGGUGAGUUAUGAAUGUGUACACUGUAUUAAUUAGCCGGAUAGCAUCCUGUUAGCCCCUCAAACAAGGUCAUGUGGCGUGUUAGCUCAGCGUGUUGUCGUACUGUCAGCUGGUCUCUGUUUGUGCCCCAUUCAUCCUCUUUGGACCGCUGUCAACAUGCUCAAUAAGUGCAUACAUGCGGUGGCAUCGUGAUUUAACCACCCCUAAUAAACUUAUAAAAGAUAAUGAACUGUUUAUAAGCCGUGGAGGGUAAGGUUUUUGUAGUAAAGUUGCGGCUGCAUGCUAACAACACUGCGGCUAAUCCGUCUAGCUAAUACCACAUUAGCUCGGGCUGUUUGUGCCUGUCAAUCACACUGAGCUCCACAUGGGUUCCUGGCACAAAUUUGCAGAAUAACUUCUAAAAAGCUAACAGUGUAUGGCUGAAAAUGUGUGGUGUGUGUAUCUGUAGUUGACUUUUUCACUUUAGUGUUCAGUGAGUCCGGAUCACCGGCGACCAUGCGGCAUUGCAUCAUUACAGUAUCAUCAGCCCACUGCCGCUGAUUGUAGGAGACAUGUGCUCACGGGCUCAGCCAGACCGAUGUGUUUGGAAGAUUAAAGAUGGUCAAAGUUGAUCGGGAGAAACUUAUUUACCGUGUAUUGAUGCCCAAAUGUUACCAAAAUACAGUAGUCUGGAUGAUGGCUUUUCUCCUGCUUCGAUUCUUCUACGAUAGUUUGGAUGCCGAUUCGAUUUAAAUUGCGAUUCUACGAUAUUGUCGAUUUUCUCCAUUUUUAGUCUGCAGUUUUAACACCAGUGAAACAGCAGAGUGACUAUGAUUGUCCACUGACUAUUCCAGGAACCAUAUUUCCUCAAAAAUACACAUCAUGUGUAUGUCAGUUUUUAAGAUUUAUUCUGAAAUUAAAAAAUUUGAACAUUAAAACCGAUUUGUACACCAACUUUGCUUGAUAUGCAAUGAUUGCAUUGCUUUAUACCAACUUUAGUAAUGACCGCACAAUAGCAAUACACAGCGAUCUAAGGAGCCACACACAAACCUCAACCAAAAAGCCACUUUAUAGCCACAAAUAAUGCUCAGAACAGGGUCCUAGCCAUAGCACUAGCCACCAAACAUCUUUUUAACUUUGCCUGAUUUCUUUAGCAAAGAGACUAAACACAACUCACCUACUCUCUUCCAGCAGCUGCUUGUUUGUAGCGAGACCUCAGUCCAGUCCAUUACGGACUGCUGCGGGGGGACGCAGCUCAAGGAAGAACAUUUAUGAUAACUUCUUUAUCACUUCCUUGAAGUAAUAAUCACCAUGUUAAUCAUUUUGCACUGCAGACGCGGUAGUUCUUUUGCCUUAACGUCUCUGUCUGAUUGCAUUUCCAUGAGAAAAUGAUUGUAAAUGUUCUUCCUUGAGCUGCGUCACCCCGCAGCAGUCCGUAAUGGACUGGUCGGAGGUCUCGCUACAAACAAGCAGCUGCUGGAAGAGAGUAGGUGAGUUGUGUUUAGUCUCUUUGCUAAAGAAAUCAGGCAAGUUUUUUAUGGCUCCCCAGACCACUGUGUAUUGCUAUCGUGCGGUUGGUAUAACUAGAGAAGCAAGCAGUCGGCAACAUUCAUCUCUCAAGGGGGUGUUUAACUCGGUGUUAGGGUGUGUUUGACCCUAAAUAAAUUUUAAGCCAGAAUACCCCUUUUAAGCAUUCAUCUGUGACAUACCCCGGGAAAUAUAUAAAACAUAUUGUACAAUACUGUUUCAAUCUUUCAUUGGGGCAGUGGGUGCCCCUCCUUUACAACAGAUAAUAGGCUUAGCAGUAGACCUAAAUAUAGGUAUUGCAGGGGCCGCAGCUUGGCUGUGGGUGUAAUGUAGUCACACUGGAAAGGUGCAGGUAGUGCUGCACAGUAAAUCCCACAUUUAUUGAUAUUGUAAUAUGAUCCUUUGGAAUAAACACAUUGCAGAUAUCUGAAUGUAUCAAAAAAACUAGCAAAUUAUUUAACAUAAAUGAUCUGUGUUUUCUCACUGAGUGUGAGCAUUUUGCUCAGGAGAUGGAGGCUUGUGUAUUUUAGGGCCAUGUUUUUGUUCUAUUUUGUUUAGGACAGCUGUCAGCUAACCUGAUUAAUUGGUGAUUAUGUAGUGAUUAAAAACUGCUUUUGGAUGUAUUCUGGAUUCAAGAGAAAAAUCUUGCAAACACAGCAGAAAGACAUCCAAAACAGAUUUAUCGAAGCUAAUACGCACUCAUUAUCUUUUUGUUUACCACACUUCUUAAUAAAAACACAAUAUUAGUGCUAGGGUAUCAAUGUUUGGGCUUCACUUUUUUCGUGUCCUGCAGCAUUACGGUUGGAUUUUCCUGGCAAAGUCAAAAAUGACAAAAGAACAUUUUUAACUGCUUAUUGUAUUGUGUAAAUACUGUACUUAUGUACUCGUAUACGAAGCCUUCAGCCUUUGUAGCAGCAGUGGGUUGCUUGACUGCCAUUCACAACCCUGUGUUUCAUCUUAUCCGCCAGUCUACUGCCCACGUUUUCUGUCUCUUAAGACAUUUAUCCAGCCUCAUGAAAGAAGAAUGCCUCAAAAAUAACUCGAAAUAAAGUGACACAUUUAACAAUGAGUGAAGCGUCUGUAUAUGAAGUGUUUUCAUACCAUUGAGAAAAAAUUCUGAAAAAUAUUUGCUUCACUCCUCAGAUAAGAUCUGUGACCAAAUCAGUGAUGCUGUGUUGGAUGCUCACCUCAGACAAGACCCGGAUGCCAAAGUAGCAUGUGGUAAGUCUUCAGCCAGCAAAGCAGGCUGACUGUAAAGGAUGUUGUUACAUACAUACAACUGUUUAAACAUGCAGCAUGUUGGGAAACGGAGUAAAGAUCCACCCAAUGAUGUAACAGACUAACGGAUGUCUUCUUUGCUUCUCUAUUCAGUGUAUUUCCUAUGAAUCCUGAGGUAAAGCCUCAAGUAGCAGCUGAGGAUUAACUCAGGACAUUGCCAGGGUCUAAAAGCUCUCACUUAUGUUUAACUGAUUUAUCAUUUCAUUAAAAUACUUUCUUAAUUUAGCCCAACAAACAAAGAUCAUUUAAGCUGUUUUCAACGAUGGCAAGCACUUAAAAGUUUUCUUUGUAUUGUAUCAAGGCUAGAAUAUUUGCUAUUCAAGAACUGUACACAGUUUUUAAAUCAUUAACUUUUGUCUGUUAGGAUGUCUAAGCAGAUUUUUUAAGGUUAAUUGUGCUCGUUUCUGACAUAAAAGACUUAAAAGACAAAUCAAAUAUUCAGCAUAUUAAUCAGAAAUGAAAAUCAGACUUUAUACUGUGUUAAUUCUGCUUUAAUAUACCAACCAGCGUCCUGGAUCCUCUCUCAGCCUCUGGUUUUUACUUAUCUGUUUCACUUGAACCCUCAUUCCUCACUCUCAGUGUUAUUGCUUUCUCAGAGACUGUUGCGAAGACCGGAAUGAUCCUUCUGGCGGGAGAGAUUACCUCCAGGGCCAACGUAGACUACCAGAAGGUUGUCAGGGAUACAAUCAAUCACAUCGGCUACGACGACUCUUCCAAAGGUUUGUUGAUGAAAGCUGACGGCUCUGAAUGUAGUUCAGUUUGAGAUCCAGGAUGAGGGUUGAGAUUUGUCAUUUUUAGAUUGCUUAAAAAUGUGUCAAGUGUUGAGUUUGUUUUAAUCUCUAUAUAGUGAGUCGUGUCUAAGCGAUGAUGUGUAAUGCGAACAUCUGGGAGCCCUCUCGAGCUAAAUGCGAUGUCUUUCUUGACCUUCGAGGGCUGCGACUGCAGAAGACCUCCCAGCAUUGAAAGCUGUCAUCCUGGUUGUUUAUGAAUUGGUUGAAGCAACGCUCCACUUUCCUUUAACAGAAGCCGCCCCAUUGUUAAAUAAAGGACUGUGUUUGGUUUGGUAUAUCCGACACUGAGGGGAGAUUGUUUAAAAUGACGGCAGUUUGAGACCCACCAGCCAGAAUAAAAUUAGUAUGAGCUGGCUGAUGGGUCUGGAAAGCACCAGGCUAGUAACUUAAACCCUAAAGCAGAAGUGUGCUUGAUCAAAGAUGUUUGUCUUUCUCUUCAGGCUUUGACUAUAAGACCUGCAAUGUACUGGUGGCUUUGGAGCAGCAGUCCCCUGAUAUCGCUCAGGGUGUUCACCUGGAUCGAAAAGAAGAGGACGUAGGAGCGGGCGACCAGGUCGGAGGGUUCACAUGUUUUUGUUUGUGUAUGAGCCACAGCCGGGAGCCUGAAAUGUGCCGGUAACAAGGUUGUGAGGCUAUUUUUAACCUUAAUUCAUGCUGUGAUUUGUGACCACGGCUCUUGCAGGGUUUGAUGUUUGGAUAUGCCACCGACGAGACUGAAGAGUGUAUGCCGCUCACGGUUGUCCUGGCUCACAAGCUCAAUGCCAAGAUGGCUGAAUUGCGCCGCGAUGGAACACUGCCGUGGCUCCGACCUGAUUCCAAAACCCAGGUGAGCCCAGAGCUUCAUUUCUCAACGAGAUGUUGAAAUCAAGAGUAAAACUUCAACCCUUAAUCUUGAGGCGUUUAAAACGACGAACAAUUUAGGAAGUUUUUCCCAGUGAAACUAAUGAAAAUCAAAGAGCCCCAAAUGAAUCUUUUUUUUUUGUUGUUUUUACAGAUGUUGGCUAAGAAAUGAAGCCCUCAUGUCAAAGAUGAUGUAUAUCUGUAUGCCUGGAGGUUAAACAAAUAUAAGAGGAGCAGAUGGUAAUCUUCUGCCCUGGUUCAUUAGUCAAUAUUUAUCCUCAAUCCCGUGUUUGGUUCCCCUCAGGUGACUGUUCAGUACAGGCAGGAUCGAGGCGCCAUGGUUCCCCUGCGUGUACACACGGUUGUGGUCUCUGUGCAGCACGACGAGGAUGUGACUUUGGAUGAGAUGCGCCUCUGCCUGAAGGAGCAGGUGGUGAAAGCUGUGAUUCCCAGUGGGUACCUCGAUGACGAAACUGUGUACCACCUGCAGCCCAGCGGACGCUUUGUCAUUGGAGGACCACAGGUGAGACACGACACUGAAUCUGUUUCACUGACUCAGGGUUCAAUAAGGUCAGGUCUACAAACUUGUGGACUCAUUAGCGUGUUAUACAUCCAAAUGCACCAAAAUCUCAGUCCAGUGUCCUUCCCUCAGGGUGACGCUGGUCUGACCGGGCGAAAGAUCAUCGUGGAUACUUACGGAGGCUGGGGGGCUCAUGGAGGCGGAGCGUUUUCUGGGAAAGACUACACAAAGGUGGAUCGUUCUGCUGCCUAUGCCGCUCGCUGGGUGGCCAAAUCUCUGGUAAAAGCUGGGCUCUGCAGACGAGUGUUGGUCCAGGUGAGCUUACAAUGCAUCGCCUUUUAAAAGGUUCGAUUAAAGACGAUUUUAGAUUUGUAGUAAGUUGGGCUGUAUGUUGCGUUUUGAUGCCACAACAUUGAACUGAAUAAAUUGUAGAUAGUUUUUUUUUUUUUCCUUCCAUCUGGUGUAAUAUACCCUCAGCUUUUAAAUGUCUCUGAUCACAGUGAAGUUUUUAAUGUGUGUUUAAAUGGUCUUAGGUUGCCUACGCGAUUGGAGUUGCACAUCCACUCUCUGUCUCCAUCUUCCACUACGGGACCUCACAGAAGAGUGAGAAGGAGCUGCUGGACAUCGUGAGGAGGAACUUUGACCUUCGUCCAGGAGUGAUCGUGAGGUAUCCUGUCAUAUCAAUUCUCUGUUUUGUUUUGUUUAGUCAAGUAUUUGUUUUGUCAAGUUUAGCCCCUCAGUUCACAGAGUCCUCAUGUUUCCGUGAAUAACUGUUCUCCUCUCUCAGGGAUCUUGACCUGAGGAAGCCCAUCUACCAGCGCACAGCAGCUUACGGCCACUUUGGUCGCGAUGUCUUCUCAUGGGAGGUGCCCAAGACGCUGAAAUACUGAACCUUUCUGUCAAGUCCAAGCAGGUGUACUACAGAGAAACCUGUGUCUUUUUCUCUCAACCCCCUCUCCCUUGUCCCCUUCCUCUCUCCUCUCCCUCCUCACACACGGCCACAUCACCACAGCCUCUCCCACACAACAAGCUGACCUUCCUCCACCUGUUAGCGUUGUACACAUGUCAAAGAUCGAGCAAUCGUGUGUCAGAUGCCAAGAUAUUGAAUUAAAUAUAUAAAAUAUUUAUAGCAGACUUUCUCAAGGACCAUGAGAGAAUUUACCAUCAGUGAUGGUGCUUUUUAAGAAGAUUUCUAGUAUUGCUCAGAUUUUCAAGUUGAGAAUCUCAACGCAGUUUAGGCAACAUGUCAUUUCCCAUUUCAGCUAACUUUGUUGGGUUAAUGGCUGUUUUAGUGAAGCACUUGUCAAGUGUAAAACAGAUCAGCUUCUUCUUUUCUUCCGUGUGCUGUCCCUUCAGGUCACUUUUGUUCUGACGUUUUACAGAGAAGUCAGAAGCUGCUAAUGACCUUGUGGCUCUGUUGGGCUGCACCUUGAAAAACCACUCCAUUUUUUUAGUAGCUUAUUUUGUCAGUUUAAAUGUCAUGUGAAUGUUCCAGAUGAUAAAUGUUUCAAUGCUCUACUUAACCGAGAUAAAGACGAGGUACACUCCUGCCCCUUCCAGAGACUGACGCUGGGUGUAGCUACAGAGAAACUCAGGCUCUGUCACCUCUGGGAAGGGAGUGCCUUUAUCCUGAAUCUACACUUUACUUGAAAUAAUUUUAAACAAAGGAGUUGAACUACCGUGGGACUGAAAUUCCAGUCAGUGUGGCACAUGCUUUUUCUACUUUGAGACCACUCUGUCGCACAAGUUUUCAGUUCUGGCACACACGCGCACACAACCUGAGAGCAAGGUUACAGACGGAGAGCUGAAUGUGGGACACCGUAUUACUGCUCAUGUCUUCUCUUCGCUCUUACAAAUAAGGACUUCUUGGGAUCAGAUAUGUUACCUGAUGCUUGUGGAUUUUGGAUCUUUUGGAUCUUCCUCCGCACACAUUGAUUCUUGAAAGUUACUGAAACUAGAAAAUACUUCUGCUGUUGUUACAUGGACAGUAAUUUCCAAAUGAAUACUAAGUUUGCAUAUGAAGCCUCUCUUGUCAUUAAUUUAUUUAUCUAAGAAAGAUUUUUUUUUCUUUACAAAAUACCCCCACCCAUAAAAGUCUGGUUCCCUGAGAUCCCUCGAUUAGAAAAGCACUGUAGUUUUCCGAGUUAUCCCCUCUCUUAGUUCUUUUUAAGACUAAUGAGCAGCAGAAACUCACUUGCACAGACAUAAUGUAAAGAUCUGUGCCAGGGACCCAUGUCAGAUUGAGAACUGAUACACAGCAUAAGCCUCUGAAGCCUCUUCCCCAGCUGCACAUGUAUCCUGACAAUCCUCACUGUAAGCCUGGGUGACACUGGUACCUGGUCCAUGCUGUACAGUUGGUGCAUCUUUUAAUGUCUCCAUUAUGUAACUAGGUGGCACUGUUUCCCCAUUUAUAACACUGACAUACGGUUUAUUUUUUAACUUUUGGUCAACACUGGUAUCUUGUCUUAAGCUCGUCUCCUCUGGCACCAUCUUGUGAUUCUAUUACUGUACUGCAGACAUAUUUCUAAUAAGAGCCUUCAUGUAGACUCUGCUAAGAGCAUGCCAAGUUCAUCUGUGUGUGUUAUCGUCCAGUAAGGCAACACAUUCUCCCAAAGAUUAUUUUUUAAUCACAUGUUUGCAUCCUCAUCCUCAUCCACAGAUGAGACAAAUGAUUGGUUGGUGUUGUACAGAGAAACCAGCCUGUUUACAUGGUGUCUCUCUCUGGUCCUGUGAGCAUUUUGAGGAGCUUUUUUUUUUCUGUUUAAUAUUUUUAUUUAUGAUUGGAAGCAAGUCUGUCAGCGUUGUUGCUGGAUGUGUCAAAGUGCCUUUUCUAACCCCCCUGACCCCAGAUAUCUCACUCCUUAUCCGUUACCCCUGCCUGACCCCAUUCCACCCCGCUCUUAUGUCUGUCUGUGAUUGCAAAUCCUCCAUCUUCAGUGAUUCAAACCAAGGAGUCUGAUUUGUUGAGUGUCUCUUUCAAACCCUUCAAAUAAAGUGCACCCUCCUCUAAGGUCAUGGCUUUGGCAUUCUUUAAUUAAUCAAUCUUAGUCAAGCUUUAUUCUUUUAGCACCAAUUCCCAAAAGUGUUAUCUCAAGAUGCUUGAAAAAGCUUGUCUGAAAACCGUACUUUGUUUAUGAAGAGCCAUUGGGAAGGUGUGAUUGAGCCCUGUCUUGUAAGAUCUGACCACUGCCAUCCCAUUUUCAACCACGAGUGUGGCAUUUUGCAAAAUUUUGAAAGUUUAAGUGGAGAGGGAAAGCUUCUUUUAAAGUCCCACUCCGAUGUUUUUUCUUUUUUUUUUUUAACCGCUUAAAGUGUUCUCAGUGGUCUCUAAAUUGUGAC